Molecule: messenger RNA, 5130 nt
Organism: Tupaia belangeri chinensis (Chinese tree shrew)
Lineage: Eukaryota; Metazoa; Chordata; Mammalia; Scandentia; Tupaiidae
Gene: SLC34A3
Product: solute carrier family 34 member 3
Biological process (GO): intracellular phosphate ion homeostasis; sodium-dependent phosphate transport
Cellular component (GO): brush border; apical plasma membrane; vesicle
Molecular function (GO): sodium:phosphate symporter activity
Source: RefSeq, a predicted model, not a curated record
CUCCACUGGGGGCAGCAGAGUGUCAAGGGACCUGGAGGGUGGGCAGACAGGGCCCCAGCCAGAGCACCUCGGGCAGCAGGGCCUGCUCAUGUUCAGCUUUGCAAGGCCCUGGACUGCCCUGGAGCCAUCCCGGGAGAAAGCCCAUGCUAAGGCUGGGCUGCAGCUCAGAACUGUGAACCCUGGGGGUGACAGGCCGGGCAAGACCUGAGGCCUGGGCCAGGCGGGUCCCCCUCAGGGGCCUCAGCUCUUGGGUAAACAUUAAAGGCGGCCCAGGCCCAGCAGGUCACGUGCAGAUCUCUGACCUGCAGCGCUCCUGCUCUCCCGACACCUCUUCCCGGCAGGUGCCCCUCACCACCCACACAGAUCUGGGCUGGGCCUGGGUCCAUCCCUGCCUGAAGUCCAUGCCGAAGUCCCUCGCUGGUGACCAACUGGCUCGCCCCACUCUGGACACAGUCAACCUGGGGGGCUACGGACUUAGCGCUGCAGGGGUAUCCAGCUCUCCCCCUGUCUUGGAAGAGGGGGUCCUAGACCCCUGGGCUCUCCCGCAGUUGAAGGACACUGGCCAAUCAUGGGAAGAGCUCAGCGUGGUGGGCAGGCUGCGCCGGGUGGCCAGCAGCUUCCUCAAGGCCUGUGGGCUCCUGGGCAGCCUCUACUUCUUCAUCUGCUCCCUGGACACCCUCAGCUCCGCCUUCCAGCUGCUGGGCAGCAAAGUGGCCGGAGACAUCUUCAAGGACAACGUGGUGCUAUCCAACCCCGUGGCAGGGCUGGUCAUCGGCGUGCUGGUUACAGUCCUCGUGCAGAGCUCCAGCACCUCCUCCUCCAUUGUAGUCAGCAUGGUGGCCUCCCAGUUGCUGACCGUUCAGGCAUCCGUGCCCAUCAUCAUGGGGGUCAAUGUGGGCACUUCCAUCACCAGCACCCUGGUCUCCAUGGCGCAGUCGGGGGACCGGGAUGAGUUCCGGAGGGCCUUCGGUGGCUCAGCAGUGCACGGCAUCUUCAACUGGCUCACGGUGCUGGUCCUGCUGCCGCUGGAGUGUGCGGCCGCUGUGCUGCAGAGGCUCAGUGAGCUGACCCUGGCCGCCACCCACCUGCAGCCUGGGGCACAGGCCCCUGACAUCCUCAAGGUGCUGACACGGCCGCUCACACACCUCAUCGUGCAGCUGGACACCGAUGUGAUCUCAGGCAGCGCCACCAACAGCAGCCUCAUUAAGAGAUGGUGUGGCACCAGAGGGGAGCUGACCCAAGGGAACAGCAGCGAAUGUGGCGCCUUCAGCCCCUGCACCGGGAAUGGCUCCGCCCCCACGGACAGGCUGCCCUGCCGCCACCUGUUCGCAAGCGUGGCGCUGAGCGACCUGGCGGUGGGCUUCGUGCUGCUGGCGGGCUCCCUGCUGGUGCUGUGCAGCUGUCUGGUGCUCAUCGUCAAGCUGCUCAACUCCGUGCUGCGCGGCCGAGUCGCCCAGGCGGUGAAGACGGUCAUCAACGCGGACUUCCCCUUCCCCUGGGGCUGGCUCAGCGGCUACCUGGCCAUCCUGCUGGUGGGCGCCGGCCUCACGUUCAUGCUGCAGUGCAGCAGUGUGUUCACCGCGGCCGUCGUCCCGCUCAUGGGGGUCGGAGUGAUCAGCCUGGAGCGCGCGUACCCCCUCUUCCUGGGCUCCAACAUCGGCACUACCACCACGGCCCUGCUGGCUGCCCUGGCCAGCCCUUCGGCCAUGCUGCCCUCAGCCGUCCAGGUCGCCCUCAUCCACUUCUUCUUCAACCUGGCCGGCAUAGUGCUGUGGUACGUGGUACCUGUCCUGCGGCUGCCCAUUCCACUGGCCAAGCGCUUCGGGGACCUAACCGCGCGCUACCGUUGGGUGGCUGUCGCCUACCUGCUGCUCAGCUUUCUGCUGCUGCCCCUGGCAGCCUUCGGGCUGUCCCUGGCAGGGGGCCCUGUGCUGGCUGCAGUCGGGGGUCCCCUGCUAGGGCUCGUGCUCAUACUCAUCCUGGUCAAUGUCCUGCAGCGGCGCCGGCCAGCCUGGCUGCCCCCGGGCCUGCGGUCCUGGGCUUGGCUUCCCCUCUGGCUCCGCUCCCUGGAGCCCUGGGACCGUCUGGUAACCCGGUGCUGCCCCUGCAGGGCCUGCAGCCCCCCUCAGUCUGCCACCAAAGAGGCCCACUGCUAUGAGAACCCUGAGGUCCUGGCCUCCCAGCAGUUGUGAGGGGUAGCCACACAGACCAUCCCACAUCCCGCUGUCCACAGGGGCGACUCAGGAGCCUGCCCAUUGUUCUGGGGAGCAGGGGCCCCAGAGUGUCAGCCUUCUGGGCCAGCUGGUCCCCUUCUCUGCAAAUAAACUAGGCUGCUUCUGGGCGUGGUGGUCGACUCUGCCCAAGCAGGCGCUGCAAGGCUGGUGGGAGUGGGGCAUCUGUGCUAGGGGACAUCCAGUCCCCUGCAGGUGAGGGGCAGAGGUGACCUGCUGUCCCUGCCUGGGGCUGGAGCUUGGUGCAGGAGGGGCUGGACAGGGCUGGAGUCCCUUCCCCAGGGAAGCCCCUUCUAAUUAACCAGCCAGGCCUGGGCUGGGGGAACCUCAGUCCCACCAGGUGUGGGUCCAGGGGUGGUCUCUGAGGUGCCUCCCCCCCCCAUCCCAGUUCUACGCUGCCUUCUCUUUCGACUUAACUGGUGCCCAAGGCACCUGGCCCUGGGUCCUGGGCCUCCAGUCCAGGGUCUCUCAGGUGCACUGGCCUGUGCUCCCUCGGCCCCCAGGGGGCGCUGUGCCAGCUCUGGGCCCAUACUCAUCCAGGUGCUCAGCUGGGGGUGGGGGACCUCUGGAAGUCCACUUGGACCCCACGGGGCAAGGCCAGGCCUAUUUUGCACAGGCAGCGCCCGGGUCCCUGGCUGCGCCGGGGGGUUGACCAAGGCUACCUAGGCAGGUGAGGGAAGGCCAGGCCACUCCGUCACGCAGAGGGGCCUCUGGGAGCCCAGGCUCCUGCCCGCCCGGGGAGGCUUCCCAGUUACGCUCCGGUUUCCACACAGGAAGCUCUGUCUGCUGCCUGGCCAGCGAGUAACUGGACACCAGGCAGCUGGCAAGGCCCAGCCACCUAGAGCCCACAGCUGCCACCGCCCAGCACCCCCACACCACCAACCAGGGAGGUCUGGGUGUCCCAGAAUGCACGGCUUAGACCGGCGUGGGUCAGAUGGCAGAGGACUGCCUGUCAGGGACCUUGCUGUGCCUGCUUCUAGAAAAUCUUCAGUGUAGCCAUUCAUAUCCUCCCAGCCCUUCCCAGGCCUGCCUCAGUCAGCACGGGUAGGAGAGGGUGGCUGCUGAGAGAGGGGCGCCUCCUAGCAAGUGACCCUGUCUCUGCUCCCAUUCAAGUUCCUUUAACCUCCCUCCCCCAGGUCCGCAGUCCCCUGGCCCUGACCUCCUCUGGUCCUCUGCCCUCACCUUGAACUCACAAGUGGCUCUGGAGCCAUGAGGCCCUAGGCUUCUCAGGGCUGGCCCCCAGGCUCCUGCACCCCAGCUAUGGUCCCAGCCCCUAUUCCAGGACUGCCCUGUGGACCUGACGCCGGGGUCAGGGACCCUCUGCAGGGCUCUGAGGCCUGGAGGAUUCCCUGGGGGGUUAAGGGAAGCUCUCGGCCAGCGGGGUGGCAGAGGCUCCUGUCCUGACGGGGAGGAAGCACUCCAUGUGCCUCUCCUCGCAGGGCAUGUGAGGCCUCCCACAAAGGCUAGCUGCUGGGUCCUUUAAGGCUGCUAGGGACUGCCUGCCUGCCGGUAACACACCCUUCCCCUGGGACCAGGGCCACGGUAAACAGAGCCCGCUUUGUGCCUUGUCCAACAGCUGCAGCUGCGGGGAGGGCAGGUGCCCAGCACUCCUGCCUGGGUUGCUGCAUGCCCCCAAUCCUCUCUGUCCUGUACCCUGCCUGACUACAAACCUCCAGGCCCAGGAUGAGCCCUGAGGCCCUGUGCUAUCCCAUACCUCUGGUUUGGGAAGGACCCAUGGGGCUGGCCCACCAGCUCCAAGGAGCCCUGUCCUUGCCAAACCCAGGCCCAGGGCCACAGGGAGCCUUUGUGGCAUGUGUCCUGCACGACCACCUCACUUGCCCAGGCGAGGUGACUGGCAAGGCACACAGCCUGGUCCAUAGAGAGCCUGGGGGCCAGGAGUGAGGGCCAGCUGGCUCCCCUUCUCUGCAAAUAAACCAGGCUGCUUCUGGGCAUGGUGGUCGACUCUGCCCAGGCAGGCACUGCGAGGCCGGUGGGAGUGGGGCAUCAGUGCUAGGGGACAUUCAGUCCCCCGCAGGUGAGGGGCAGAGGUGACCUGCUGUCAAGGCCUGGGGCUGGAGCUUGGUGCAGGAGGGGCUGGACAGGGCCGGAGUCCCUUCCCCAGGGAUGAGAAUGAGAAUGCCUGAAGACUAGCCUGGGUGAGCUUUGCACAGCUACUGGGGAAUCUGAGUGUCCCUAUCCCCACCCCCGCUUUUGUGACAGCUGAAGGCCGUGAGGCUUCAGUGGCGUCCUCACCUGCUGCUGGGGCUGCUAAACUACUCUGCAGGCCCCAAGAGGACCCAGGGUUAUAGGCAGGGCUCUGCACACCCCAUAUGCUGACAGUGCCAACGGGGUCACUGCCUGCCUGGACACCCUGUAGGGGAGGGGCUGGCCCCCAGGUCCUGCUGCAGUCCAGCACGGCACACCCUCCUGGUCCGGGCAGCAGAGACUGGCAAUAGACCAAGGCCACCUGCAGAUUGCCCUGGGGGAUGGAUGCUGCUGUGUGGGCUCAGGUGCUGCUGCAGACGUCCUGCAAGGGGGACCCCCGUGUCCUGUGCGUCCCUCUAGGAGACCAUAAGCAGGUGCCCCCAGAAUCUCCUGGCAGGGAGGCAGCUGGGUGUCGGCCAGAAUCCGAUGACCAGUGCUAGGGACACUGUCUAGGGCAGACUCAAUAGUAUAGCUCACUGAGAAAGUCGCAAAAAUAACACGUUUUUUAACGUGAACGGUUAGAGGUCCGACCCUGUGUAGUGCACUGCUCUUCCUGCACGUGUCCUUUCCCUCCCAAAUGUCAACGUAAAUCCUACCCUCAGUGAGGGAUGACCAGGCGCCCGUGAGCGCGGGCGAGCCCGGGCCCGCCGAGGGAGGGCUGGGCGCCGCCUGGUCUCCAUGCGACUGUGUGUCC